CAAUCCUGAGUCAGGAUUCCUGUUUCAGGUUUGUUUUCGAGAUGUACCGUUGUUCAAAUUGCAGUUAAACUUGAUAGCUUCAUUCAUAGAUUUAAUAAACUAUUUCUUCAAUUUUGUGCCAUGUUUUUAUAAUUGUUCAAAAUUUUAUUAUAAUCUAUUUUCAUGUUUUACUAAUCUACGAAUUUUUACGAUCCUCAAAAUAAGUUGACAUUGGAGCCAUUUGCUAACUGUCCAUAUUAGACGUGCCUUCAACAUGGGUUAUGUAAAUAUUCAGAUAUUAACAUGUGUUUAUUUACUCCAAUUUUCAAUGGGUCUUGUUUUCGAAGUCGUCAGCCCAACACUUGAUGAACUGAGGAUUGUAACCAAUUCAACCAGUGAUGCUAUGUCGUUGGUAUACUCGCUAAGAUCUACUGGUUAUGUUUUGGGAUCGAUAAUAGGAGGAGGAAUUUUCCAUUACUUUAUUCCAAUCGUAUCUCUGUGCUGUGCAGUUUUUAUCAAUUCAGUGACUAUUGGAUUGGUAGGUCAAACGUAUAAUUUAAAUGCGCUUUAUACAAUCUUCACAAUAAACGGACUCACAACCGGAGUCAUUGACGUUGGUACCAAUGUUUGGAUUCUUAGACUAUUUUCGGAUCGAAGUGGACCUUACAUAAUGGCUCUUUAUACAAGUUUUUCACUUGGCACUGUGUUGGCUCCAUUGUAUUCUGCACCUUUCUUGCAAGAAUCUCUAUUAAUAGGAACCAUGUCCAAAAUUCACAUACCCUACUUGAUAACAAGUAUAUUUACAUUGAUCCCUUGUCUUGGUUUAACUUAUCUGUUCAUUCAACAGUUGGCUUUACGCUAUGAUGACAGAAACUUUUUCUCACGACGAGUAACCUACACAAGACAAUCAUCGAAAACUGCGCUCAACUCUCGAAGCUCUACAAGUUUUGGUGAGAAAACUUUAGUCUUGCUUGCUGUUCUUAUGAUCAUGAUUUACAGUGGAAUGGAGAUUAUAUUUUCUGAAUAUAUGAUUUCAAUGUUGAAUCGCAGCAAGCUAAAUUUAACAAGUUCAACAACAUCGCAAAUAAGAUCAGCAACAAAUGCUGCUUACUCCGUGGGCAAAGUGAUAUUUAUUGGAAUCAGUACAUUCAUUCGUCCUUACAGAAUAAUCCUUCUGGAUUCACUGGUUGUUAUUUUUUCGGUCAUCAUGUUGAUCAUCUAUUUCAAUUCUUCUCUAUCCGCUAUUUGGAUUUUCAGCAUUCUUUUUGGUCUUGGAACAUCUUCUCUUUAUCCUUCAAUUUAUCCUUUUGUUGAGACUUUCGUUGAGGUGGAUUAUUUCAAAGGAUCUUUCUUCAUCUGUGCCAGUGGAUUAACUGCAAUAAUAUUUCCAGUUUUGAUUGGCAGCUAUCUAGAAACCACUCCAACUCUCAUUUUACAUCUUAAACUGCUCACAAUGAUUUUCACAAUAACAUUGGCUAUUGUUAUAAAUAUACUUGGAAGUCGGUUGCUUAUACGCAAGCAAAGAGCUCCAGUAAAUGAGGAGAAUGACGAAAACCAAAUUGACGAAAAUGCAAUCUACUAAAUUUUAACAAUGCAAUUUAAUUGCAUCAUUUUUACAUUGGCUGAAGGAUUAUUUUUCUAAAUCAAUUCAUAGUUUUUAUCAAAUCAAGAUGAUUUUUAAGAAGUUUUAAGUGUUGCUAAUCCAUCCUCAAUAUUUUCAUUGUUUAUGUUCAAUUCA
This is a messenger RNA of Tetranychus urticae (two-spotted spider mite), 1717 nucleotides long. Its product is annotated as solute carrier family 60 member 1. The record is from RefSeq and is a predicted model, not a curated record. Gene Ontology annotation, biological process: transmembrane transport. Gene Ontology annotation, molecular function: D-glucose transmembrane transporter activity. NCBI's taxonomy places the organism in Eukaryota, Metazoa, Arthropoda, Arachnida, Trombidiformes, Tetranychidae.